Messenger RNA from Ilyonectria robusta, 1825 nucleotides. Its product is annotated as major facilitator superfamily domain-containing protein. The record is from RefSeq and is a predicted model, not a curated record. NCBI's taxonomy places the organism in Eukaryota, Fungi, Ascomycota, Sordariomycetes, Hypocreales, Nectriaceae. Gene Ontology annotation, cellular component: membrane. Gene Ontology annotation, molecular function: transmembrane transporter activity. The coding region runs from base 122 to 1489 and encodes 455 amino acids. The transcript has 4 exons. Gene Ontology annotation, biological process: transmembrane transport.
CGACUCCACCAUCAUCAAAGAUGUAAACUUCCCUCUCGUUUCCUCUGUGUGCCGCCCUGUAGAUUGCCCGUGCCUGACCAUCGUGCUCCUGUAGGACCCGGCGUUCGUGUACGAUGUGUCGAUGAGCCCGACGGAGAAGAGCCUGCUCUGGAAGCAGGACAUGCGCAUCAUCCCACUCUCGGCCGCCAUCUACUUCCUGUGCUUCCUCGACCGCACCAACAUCGGCAACGCCAUGAUCCUCAACUCGUCGACCAACAACGACAUGCAGCACGAGACCAACAUGACCAACUCCCAGUUCAUCAUCUCCCUCAUGGUCUUUCUCGUCUCCUACGCCGUCUUCGAGGUCCCCAGCAACAUGCUGCUCAAGAAGCUGCGGCCCAGCCGAUGGCUCGCAUUCCUUAUGUUCUGCUGGGGCGCAAUGACCAUCGUCACGGCCGCCACCAAUAGUUUUGCGAGCGUCACGGCGGUUCGAUUUUUGCUGGGAACGUUUGAGGCGGGCUUGUUCCCGGGAUUGGUUUAUUAUCUCACCUUUUGGUACAAGCAUGACGAGCGAAGUGUGCGUGUCGCAUUUAUCCUCGCAUCCGCCACUCUGGCUGGCGCAUUCGGCGGCGCAAUCGCGUACGGCAUCGGCCACAUGAACGGCACAUCGGGUCUCUCUGGCUGGCGGUGGCUGUUCAUCAUUGAGGGCAUCCCGUCGUGUCUCUCUGCCUUCCUCGUCCUCUUUUUCCUACCAGACUACCCCGAGCACACCAAAUGGCUCACUGAAGGGGAGAAGGAUAUGGCGAUUCAGCGACUGUACUACGAGGGUAGCAAGGUCUCCCAUCCGACCAUGAACUGGGAGGAGGCCAAGGAGACGCUCACUGACUGGCGAUUGUAUGCGCACUACGCAAUUUACUUCGCUGCCAGCCCGGCGUUUGCGAGUUUGAGUCUGUUCUCGCCGUCCAUCACCGUUGGGCUGGGAUACCUCGACUUGCAGGCGCAAUUGAUGACGGUGCCUCCGUGGGCCAUCGCAUACGUGUGCCAGGUUCUCGUGGCAUGGUCGGCGGAUCAUUUCAACGCAAGAGGCGUCCACACAGCCGCGGCCUCUGCAGUCGGUGCCAUUGGGUUCAUUAUGUCUGCAGCGCUCCCGGCGGAUGCGUAUGCAGCGCGAUAUGGCGGUCUUAUCAUGGCCACGGCUGGCUCAUUCGCGUGUAUCCCACCGAUGUUGGGAUGGCUCAGCUCCAACGUCUUCACGACGGCGUCCACAGGUCUCGCUAUCGCCAUCAACGUGUCCCUAGGUGGCGGCCUCGGGCAGAUCCCGGGAGUUUGGAUCUAUCAAGCGAGCGAGCGAGAAAAAGGGUACCCGACGGGUCACUGGACCAACGCAGCGCUGCUCCUCUUUGUCUCUGUGGUAGCUCUGGGUCUCAGGGUGUUUUAUGGGUGGAAGAAUCGCCGCCUCCAGGCGUAUGCGGAGAGCCAAGAAGUGCCUUAUAGGUGCUUCAAGUUGUAGAUCACCUGGCCUAGUCUUUUUACGUACCUCCAAGCAACAGAGAAGCCGGCUUGAUAACAAUGAACUGGAGUCGGUUUGAACUCUUCUAUGACUUGUAUGAGAAAUAUGCAUGUACAACAGGUAGCCUGGGUGGAUCUGGGCGUUGAUGUUAUUUUGGAUACCCAGUAGCAGCUGUAUAUUUUUCUGAUAUGCCGAAGUACAUUUGAUUCAAUAGAUAUGAGGAAACUGAAUGCACUGUGCCUGCGAGUAGAUGGGGCGUCGUAUAUGGUCCCAAAGGGGCGAGAUAGACAAAGAAGUAUGUAACACACCCCGUCUAGACCAUUUCGGGUGGAGUGA